UGUAAAAAAUAAAAAGAGUGGAGGUUUUUAUUUGUGUAACUUGGUGUAUGUGUGUGCUUGUGACUGUUCAGUGCUUUACAGUGAAUGUGCAAGGCAUUGUGGGUUAUUGUUUAUCGGUUUUUGUAUUUGAUGAAACAAUAAUUAAGCUUUUUCAGAAUGUUUUAGCAUCUGAAUCGAAGGCGAUUUAAUUAGUAAAGAAAUUUAGAGCCCAUUGGGCAAAUUAUUUGGUCAAAAUGUCACCAGUUCCAUUGGAAGGUCAUCAAACUCCUGUGGCAAAUAAUAUACCACAGGAGGGAAAUCGAGGAGGUUCCAUUUCUUUAGGAAUGCUGAUUGAUUUUAUCAUUCAACGAACUUAUCACGAGCUCACCGUUCUCGCCGAAUUACUUCCUAGAAAAACUGACAUGGAGAGAAAAAUAGAAAUUUACAAUUUUGCUGCGAGAACGAGACAAUUGUUUGUUCGACUUUUGGCAUUGGUAAAAUGGGCCAAUAGUGCAUCGAAGGUCGACAAAUCAGCCCGGAUUAUGGCGUUUUUAGAUAAGCAAUCUCUUCUUUUCGUCGACACGGCGGAUAUGCUGGCAAGAAUGGCACGUGAAACACUGGUUCACGCGAGACUUCCUAAUUUUCAUAUUCCUGCCGCCGUCGAAGUUCUCACCACUGGAACUUACAGUCGAUUACCUACUUGUAUAAAAGAACGAAUAGUGCCUCCGGAUCCGAUAACUAUUUCGGAAAAGAAGAGUACUCUUCAAAGAUUGAAUCAAGUUAUUCAACAUCGACUGGUGACUGGAAAUUUACUGCCACAAAUGAGAAAUCUCAAGAUCGAUGCUGGAAGAGUAACUUUCCUCGUUGAGCAAGAAUUUUCCGUUUCGCUGACAGUUAUGGGAGAUGGACAAGGCGUUCCUUGGCGUUUAUUGGAACUUGAAAUUCUCGUCUCUGACCGUGAAACUGGAGAUGGAAAAGCUCUCGUUCAUUUACUGCAAACACGUUAUGUUCACCAAGUCGUUCAAGCGAGACUUGCCGAAAGUUCAGAUCCACUGUCGGAAGUUUAUCACAUUUUGCAUUUCUUCUGUCAAUCGCUUCAACUGGAAGUUCUUUAUUCUCAAACUUUGCGACUGAUUCGUGACAGACUGGACGAUCACAUUCACGUGGACGAAUACACGCCUGGAAAAUGUCUCUCUGUUUCCUACUGGAGGGAAUUGACAAGUAAAGAUCCAAGGUCAGAACUCGGGUACAGAAUGUCGAUUCAGGUUGAUCAACACGAACCAGCAAGGCCGUUGGCUGUCGUUCAUGUUCCUUCCUUGGGCAGCAAGGAAUCGGAAAUAGCUGACAGAGCAAUUAGAUCGGAUCAAUUAUCAAUGGAGUGUCUUCUCGUUCAUACGAUUUAUGUGAGAACUCGAAGUCGACUUUUCGAUUUGAAGCAGGAACUUCAAGCUAUGUUGAAAGACGUUGAAUGUACACUCGCAGGAUCUCCGGCCAUCUUAUCGAUUCCGAUUUUGCAACCCUGUCUUCGUGCCGAACUGCUUUUAGUCACUGUCGACACACAUACUGGAAUGCUUCAAUGUCACGUUCCCCAAUAUGACGCGCCUCUUGUUCCAGAACUUACGACUGCCCUAAACACAGAUCGCUCUCGUCUUCCGAAUUUAAUCUCCGAAUUGAGAUAUUGGAUCACUCAGAGAAGAUGUGAAAAAACGUUGCAGCAUUUGCCUGCAACACCUCACGAACGUCUACCACUUUUAUACCACGCGGAUCAUCCGAUGUCGAAAAUCAAUAAACAUCGAAUGUUUAUUCAAUUGCACAGACAUCCUGCAAUCAUUCUCAUCGUCACUUUCAAGGAGAAGGAAGUAGCACCCUGCGAAAUUGAAUGUUCGUUCUACAUGGCAGUCGUGAAGCACAGUUCAAUCGACGGCGAUCCACAUGACGACAAUAUCGAAGCGGAAAUUCCGAAAAUGUACCUCAAAGUGCAAAGUCUAAUUGAAUUUGACACAUUUGUCACGACUCACGGACCAUUUACGAGUGUCGACAGUGGGAAUAAUGAUCAAGAUGGGGGGUGCAUUACAGAAGUGGUGGAGAAGGGCAGCAAUAAACGGCGAAGUGGAACAAGUGGUGGACGCACUGACGUCACUGGUACACCGCAAAAUCGACGACCAAAAUUACCGGCGUAUUUCAUUCCUGAAUUAGCGCACGUUGUGGCGUUUUGUGAUGAGCGAAUUCCGUUUGUCACUUUGGCACAGGAGCUCACAAAGAGAGAAAUAGCACAUCAAGGUCUUCAAGUGGAGGCUCACGCGACAGCUUUAGUAUUAAAACUGGUUCAAUUGCCGGCACCCUCUCCGAAUAUUGCGACCAGUUCCGCGUGGCACGCACUUCUCAAACGAUUAUUGAGUGUCGCGAUAAGAGUUCAAGCGAAAGGAAUGGCCAAGUCCUGGAUGGCUGAAUUCGUUUUCUAUGGAAGUCCUCUGUCCAGUACUCAUCCCAAGGAACAAGGACUACGAAGACCGGUUUACUUUCAGUACGAUAUGUUGACUGCGGAGAACAUAAAUCGAACAGUUGAUUCACUAUUCAGUGAUUGGGCCCAAAUUGUUCAUUUGUACACAAUCGUUCACGAUCUUGCUGAAUAUUUUAAAAUGGAGAAAUACAAUCUACGAAGCAUGGUUACAAUUAAAUCGUACAAUUACAGUAAAUUAGUGAUAGCUUAUGGAUCAAGUCGAGGAGCAACUGUCACAGUGCAAUGGAGCACAAAAGACAAAGCGUUUAAAUUAACUUUCGGUAAAAGUCCCUGCAAUACGACGAUGAAUGCUCAUUCGAUUAUGAAAGAACAACUGGAGGCGCACUUAAAUCAACAGCGAAACUUGGCACAAAUUAUUCACAUUCUCAAUGAAACUCUUCAACCUCUCACGUCUAUUAGUAAAUUACCGUCAAUUCUGCAAUUGUGCAUUCACAAUUCCAGACCGCAAAUUCCCGUGCAAACGUUCACGAUAAUGCCGCAGCGUGUCGGCUUAGUGAGAAUCGCAUAUUUGGGAAUGUAUUGCUUGGAGUUGAGACUGCGAGGUGGAGGACUGGUGAGUCUUCGCGACGGUGCCUACAGUCGUUUCGAUCGAAGCAACGUUGUCGAUGAAUUCACACCCACUCAGGGCUUAAAGACCUUCCUGUCAAAAUACGUCGACGAAAGCGCUGUUUAUCGAAGAAGAUCGCAAUCGGAGGACGACAAUCCACCAUCUCCAGUGGCAAUGGACAGUGAAGGAGGUGGAAAUGUCGGUUUCUUGGGACAUCAUCGAGGCGGACCGCAAUCUCCAGCUCAGCAAAGAGACAACUUGAGAUUCCAUCCGCCACUGACACCGCCAUCGGGUAGCAAUCCUCACACUCCCGCCAGUCCCCAUACGGCGAACAUCUCUCAGGCGAGUCAGCAUCAGAGCUUCGGCAGCAGUCCGGCGACGUCUUUCAAUUUAGCCUCGCCACCUUCCUUGCCACCCAACACUCCGAACAUGCUGCCUCAUCCAUCGCCAGGAUCGGGACUGGUCGCGAACAGUCCUCUGAAUCAAAUGCACGUCCCUAGUCCCGCGGGCCUCAUGCCAACCUCGUCUCCGGGUCCCUGCGGCAACGUUCAAGUCGGACAUUCACCCGCGAGCUCGUUCAUGCAAACUGGUCACAUUGACGGGAGUCCCUUCCCGGCGUCGCAGAGUAUGGCCUCACCGGCGGCGUCGAAUUGGCCGGGUUCGCCGAGCGUGCCUCGACCCUCGCCAGCGCGACCCGGUCAGAGUCCGGGACACGUCGCUCUACACAGUCCCCAAGCUUCUGAGCAUAAAGCCGUCAAUCAUUUGUCACGAGUUCUUCCCCAGAGAUCGUGGGCUGGUGCCGUGCCCACACUCUUGACUCACGAGGCCCUCGAGUUACUCUGUGCACCGUCCGGUCAUCCUUCGGGUCUGCCCGGGCCGGACAUGUCGCCUCUUGAGAGAUUCCUCGGAUGCGUCUACAUGAAACGACAACUACAACGCUUCAUUCAAACAGACGAAUCCCUGACAAUUAUCAAUAGUACGGAACCGGGAGUCGUUCACUUUAAAGUAGAUACUUUGCAAUGUAGAGUUGGGUUAAAUCCACAACAUUUACAAUCACUUCACAUUAAAGUUCAACCCGUUGUCGAACACAAGGAUCAGUGGACUCUUGAAGAAUUACAGAUUCUUGAAAAAUUCUUCGACACUCGAGCGGCAGCUCCACCGUACAAGCCAAAUGCGCUAAAUGGAUUUGGAAAAAUGCUAAACUUACCGUUCAAUAUUCUAAAGGAUUUCAUUCAAAUAAUGAAACUCGAAUUGGUACCGUCGCUGGUGCAGCAACAGCAAUUAAAAUGGUCCGUUCAGUGGUGUUUGCGGGUUCCACCCUCUGCACUGCCUCUCAUUCCAAUUGGCACUGCUUCCGUCUUAAUUUGCAAAAAUCGUGUUCUUUUCUUCUUGCAAAUAACGAGAAUUGGAGUUCCUUAUCAAGGCGAACCGCCUUCGUUGGUAUUGCCAUUGGUUUACGAUUUGACCACAAAUAUAUUGAGUCUCGCUGAGAAGAGAGACGCCGGUGGUCCAUGGAUAAGCGCAGCGUCCAUGCACUUAAAAAGAUUCGCCGAAUACACCACGAUUCAUUCGGAAUGCUCAAUUUUCCCAGCUGUCAGAGAUCUUCUCGCUAGUUUGACUCUGCCCUCGGAACCGCCAGUGCUUACUCAGCAAGUGGUUGGCUCGAUGGGAGGCGGACAAGUAACUUCGACCCAACAGAUUCAAAGUCCCGCUAUGCAGUUGCACUCGCCAAUGUCCGGAGGUCAAGGACCACCGCAAGGACCUUAUGGUAUUCAAGGAAUGCCACCGAUAGGCAUGAUGGGCGGACCGCCCCAAUAGGACUUGCUUUACUCUCCUAAUCCCGUCUGUGUACAAAACACUAAUCCCUCGUGGAUCAAUUAAGUGUUUCGAAAAAUACACAAAACGCGCUCUGGGAAUACUUGGGAGAGUAUAUCACUCACAUAGGUAUAUUUUUACACAAACUUCAUAAAUACACUCGCGGUCCAAAAUACUUUAGAAAAAAUGAAAAGUAUUCAAUUCUCGACUGAAUCUAGAAAGAGUGAGAGAGAGAAAAUGUUUUCUCUCAUUUAUUUAUUAUUAAUCGAACAAUCUUUGUGUUUCUUCAUAAAAAGACAUUUUAUUCAUUUUAUUCAUUUUAUUCAUAGAUAGAAUAGAAUAAUACAUCUUGAAUUGGAUUUUUUUGAAAGCAGAAAAAUCAAUUAAUCUUUACACACAAAAUGAAUUGAAAUUUAUUUUCGAAAUAUAAUUAUAAUAUAUACGUAUAUAGUAUAUUGUGUAAAAUAUUAAUCUAGAUAUGCAAGUGAAGAGACUAUUUAAUUUUAAAACUGUGAUACUAUUUGAAAAGAGAAUUGUGUAAAGGAGAAUUUAUUGUACGUGUCACGCUGAUUUUUGUUUUUAGAAUUAUAUUUUAUUUUUCGAGUAGAAAAAUACGGCACAGUAUUUUUGAGUGUAAUGAGAAAAUUUUACGAAGAAACGCGGAAAAAUAGGAAUUAAUGAAUGGGCGAAUUUCUACUUCUAUGCAAUGUAGAUUUAAUGAACUUCAAAUACAGUAAGUUGUACACUGGAAAUUAUUGUAAAUAUAAUAUUUAAGUAUAA
Leptopilina heterotoma is the source of this 5642-nucleotide messenger RNA. It is a transcript of the gene MED14, whose product is annotated as mediator of RNA polymerase II transcription subunit 14. Gene Ontology annotation, cellular component: mediator complex; core mediator complex. Gene Ontology annotation, molecular function: transcription coregulator activity. The coding region runs from base 234 to 4865 and encodes 1543 amino acids. Gene Ontology annotation, biological process: regulation of transcription by RNA polymerase II. Lineage: Eukaryota; Metazoa; Arthropoda; Insecta; Hymenoptera; Figitidae. The record is from RefSeq and is a predicted model, not a curated record. The transcript is spliced from 24 exons.